Messenger RNA from Rhinopithecus roxellana (golden snub-nosed monkey), 444 nucleotides. RefSeq names its product SAGA-associated factor 29. The record is from RefSeq and is a predicted model, not a curated record. Bases 201 to 428 code for a protein of 75 amino acids. The transcript has 4 exons. Gene Ontology annotation, cellular component: SAGA complex. NCBI's taxonomy places the organism in Eukaryota, Metazoa, Chordata, Mammalia, Primates, Cercopithecidae.
CCUCCGCGCGCGACUACGCUCAUAAAAGGGAAAAAAAAAAAAAGCGUGUGCGGUUCUCGACGUGCCGCCAAUCUUCGAACGCAGGUCCGUGAUCAUCCGCAGACUCCGAAAAAGCGUUCAAUGAACGCGCCUGCUUCCCUCGUCGCAGUUUCCAGCCCGAAGAGCUUGUUUUCUGCGAGACUUGGCACCCCUGUGAGACAAUGGCCCUCGUGUCUGCCGAUUCCCGCAUUGCAGAACUUCUCACGGAGCUCCAUCAGCUGAUCAAGCAAACCCAGGAAGAGCGUUCGCGGAGCGAACACAACUUAGUGAACAUCCAGAAGACCCAUGAGCGGAUGCAGACAGAGAACAAGAUUUCUCCCUAUUACCGGACAAAGCUGCGUGGCCUCUACACAACCGCCAAGGCCGAUGCAGAGGCUGAGUGCAAGUGAGUACUGUGCUCCCGCU